GUUAUUACUUCAGCACAACGGUGUGUUUGAGAGUAAACCCACAACAUCUACAUUUAGAGUACGACGUUUCGCUGGUGAUUACAUCAGCUUCAUCAGGUGAUCGCCAUAAUUUUUAAGAAGUCCUGUUUCGGUCUUAAAUAGAGGAGUAAAGGUCAUGUCAUCACUGUGAGCCUAUCAGGUGCGAAAAUAAUCGUUGUAUUGUACUUCUAUGUUCCCACAUUUAUGCUCACCGUCUUUAUCAACCGGCACUAACCAGCAUGAUGAAGUAUAGGACGCGAAGAGCCACAUCGAUUGUUACAUCACAACCGUGUCAAAAGAUAAGUUUUUUUUUUUCCCAGCAGUAGAUUCAGAAUGGCUGAUGAUGAUCUUUUGUGAUAAUGGGGUUAGAGCUAGAAAAUGCCAUCGUAUUUUAAUUUAACAUGGGCUACGCAUGUCUUAUCCCAGUGAAUCAGUUGCAGAAAUUUAAACAGUAAUUUUCCGUUUAACUAUGGAACAGCGGACAAGUGUAGUUACAUUAGCAUAUUAGCGGAGUCCUCAUAUAAACUGCAUGUAGACUGCUGGACGAGGAAAUAUUGCCCUGUUCUUCUCGACAAAGGAAGUGACAUCAAGGAUUUCCAACACUCGAGAUCACACGCACUAUUCAGGUUAACAAAAACAAGAAAAUGAUCAUUCUGCGCAGCAGAGAGCAUUUGAGGGAGCUGAUGGUGGCCUUGUCUCGCCGUCUUCCUCACUCUGCCAAGACGUAUGGGAGGUUGUACUUUGGACUGAAAGGCAUGUCCGGACCCUCGGACAUUUACGUGGACUCCUGGCCAAACUUUCAAGCCGUAGUUGUACAGCCAAGGGAGCAGGCCGGUGAAAAGCCGUUCAUGCCCAGCUAUUCCACAUUUUCACUCAACCCAAGCAGCCUUGCCGGCCUCCUGUUUAAUGUCGUGGAAUGGAAGAAGCCCUUCAUGCUGGCAGGUAUAGAUGUUGAUUUGAAAGAACGUGUGGAUGAUUUGGCGGCCAGAAAAAAUGUCCGUCUCUCCUGGCCCUCGCCCUACUACAUGUUCACAACGAAUGACCCUGCCACACUCAGAAUUCCAAAUUCUAAAUCAGGCCUGAAAACGGCGAUGUUAAACACAAGCCACGCUGAGUUGGUGUGUGACUCAUGGAAAUACAAAGGCCACCCUGACAGCCUGCGCUUAAUCCAGACUUGUAUAAAAAAUGGAUUUCCCAAUAGCUGUGUCCUGGACGCUUCUGGAAGUCCAGUCGCCUGGAUUCUCGGCUACUCAUAUGGAGCGCUUGGCUUUGCAUUUGUGAGGCCUGACUACCGCAAGAAGGGUCUGUUGUUACAGUGUAUGGCAGCAAUUCUACCCACAUUAAAUGAGGAUUUACCUCUGUUUGGUUAUAUUAAUGAGGAAAACACCGCUUCAUUACAGUGGGCCACAAAAAUUGGGCUUUCAAAGCCGAUUGACCAUGGGUUUGCAUGGGUGACUGCAGAGCCCUGAUCUGUGCUGUCUUAAUAUUUAGUGAGGAGUGAUGAAUCCUCACUUGAUAUUUUCUAGAAUUCUGUUAUGUGGGCUUGUAGUAGGCACUGACUACUAGUCGAGUACAAUGUAUACCUAUCUAUAACGAUCCCAGUACUGUCCUUAAUGACAAACGGUAACCCCCAGCACUAUUCCACGGGCAGUUUUUGCAAACCCACUGCACGCACCUCCACAAUCGCACAAGGACAAAGUACAUCAUAUCACCUCUGCACAGGUUAUUUUUUCAUAGAUUGGCUGCUUCAUGGUCUCUUUUUUAAUACCCAAAAUUUCAGAAAGUACCGGGUGCGGAUCGCAACUGCAGGGGUUGUGAAGGCUGUGCACUUUCCACAACUCGCGCUCCCCUCUCUCCACGUGGAUUCCGCACAGCCACGCUGUAACACGCUGUAAUGAAUCCGCGACAGAAUGAAUGAGAAACAACCGAAUGCGAAUGCUCAGGGAAGGCAAUCGUCACCAAUGGGCGGACUAACAGCCAUAAAAUGUUUUACACUAAUGGCAGCCCAAACUGACAGCCCAGUCUACCAUGUGAGCCUCUCCUGCCUAUGUUGUUGUGGAUGUUAAGUUUGCUUUUUCCCCAAAAAUCAUACUUUUAAAUGUUAGCCCGUCCUAGGACGGAAGCUGUAAUAUUAAAGAUGUAAAUUGACGUUUUAUUGUGUGAUUGUUAAUUUUAUUAGGAAACGUAGCACAUAAAGACAUUUUUCUUAACUUAAAAUGAAAUUAUUGACUUUGGAAGAGUUCUCGAUAUACGAUGUUUUGUGCGAAUCCCUUAUCACUGAUCAAAAGGUUUCCCUGCAAUUUAUUGGAGUACGUUGCCAUUGGAGUCGAUCGGCUUUUCCACUUUCACUUUGCCUUUCCGACAGCAACUUGUGAACUUUCCAUCUGAUGGUCGCUCCUCAGCAAAAUUUAGUGAACCACAACACACUGCAGUUGUGUUCAAUCACUUGCAGUUUCACAAAGUCAUUUGCCGUAGCACGAAUAGCUUGACUACGACGUUCUUGUCCUGCGAGACGAUUUUCAGCAUUGGCAGCGAGGCGAGCUUGUGUCGUAUGUGGAGUUUCUCGCUUGCGUCGAUUUGCUUGAUAAAGAGCGUCAGCUGCACGUCGAGAUUGCGUCUGAACCGGACUUUCUUGUUCUCGUCGAUUUGCUUGCCUUUCGGCAUUCUCUGUAAGAAUUCUGUCCAAAGUGUCUUGGCUCUGGCGAGCUCUCCAUCUCUGCUGUCUUGCUCUUUGCAAACGGCGUUUCUUAGCUGCAGUAUUGUCAUCCUCCGUGAUGUUUGGCAAUCCUGUGCUGACGUAUUUAGAUCUCACGACACUUAACGUGCUCCAGCAGCUGGAACACUGCGAAAAAGGUUGUCUCGCGCUUUUUAGACACUGUAUAGGGGCCAAAUCUAGCUAGAAUAGAGGCAAAAUAAGCAUUAAAAUUGGUAAAAAAAAUUUUACCACAAUAGGCCAAAGGCAAACAAUCUCUUGGCUGUAUAAUUUGAAAAAACCCCUAACUUCACUUUAGCACUGUUUUCAAAUCACCUGAAGCUGUUAACUGACAAAUGUGUCUUCACCGAUGGACGCUUGAUAGCGAAGAGUGAAAAAAGGUGAGUGCUGAUAGUGUCUGAAGUUACUUAGCAAAUAACGAAGAGCAAAGAGAAGCAUUGGAGUUACGAAUAAAAUUGAUCGGAGUCUAAUUUUAUCUUGUCUAAAUGUAAUGGCAGGGAUUAUUUUAAAAAAAGAAUGUCAUCAAACACUUCACUGCAUUUCACUGUAGCGCUGUAUUAAUGGCAGUGAAUGUUGCACAAAGGAAGUCAUAAAACACCUCACAGCAUUUGACCGCAGCACUGCAUUUAACGGACGUUCAAUUACUUGCAAUUCUCUGCUCUGAUACGUACUUAUCUUCCGCUUUCACUCACUGGGGUUGAAAACAAUUGGAAUUCGAUACAAUGUCUGCAAAGUAGCAUAGACAUUUUUAUUGUAGCAUAAUUUGGAAGCGUAAAGUAGACUUGCCUUGUGUUGGACGUGCCUAAGAAGUAAAUACAGGCACCAAAUGCACUUUCUGUAAAGAUAUGUAAAAUCGAAAGCGAAUUUGCAUAACAUUUUCAUUUUUUUAAAUCAUAGCCGCUCGAUCUUCUGCGUGAGACACAAAACCCAGGCACACGUGAAUAAUAAUGAGGGGGGGGGGGCAUGUGGAGUGACGUCACACACGCAGCCAUUUUUGGCUCGUUAUAUUAGUUGCUGUGUUUUCUUUAUUAGCUUUAGUUUCCAUAAAGAAAAGUCUAAAUGAAAGCUAAUUUGUGUAAACAAAUUUUCGUUUCCCCUCCACCUUCUUCAUGCGGAGUGACAUCACCCGUUCAUGAUUAUUAAUGACUGGGGGGGGGGGUCCAUGUGGAGGAUCCCACCUGUUCAUGAUUAUUAAUGAGGGGGGCUGGUCGACGUGGAGGGACGUCACGUGCAUUACACACAGACAUUCUUGGCUCAUAUUAGGGAUUUCAUAGUUCCUUGUAUAUCUAUGUGUGUAUUCAAGUGGAAAAAACAGACUGAGCAAAAGUCAAUUAUCACCAGUGAGAAGCUGGAAAAACAGAACAGCUUGCCUGGCAUGAUAAAAAUCACCAAUGCGUGUAAAGUUGUCUGCUUAGGCCAGGGGUGUCCAAACUACGGACCGCGGGCCAACUGCGGCCCGCGGUCCAAUUUUUAUUGGCCCGCAGCAAAUUCUGAAAAUAUAAUAGAAUAUGGGCCGCACAAGAAGCUUGAGCUCAACUCUGUUGCACUUCUCAGUUUCAACACUAGAUGGAGCCAGCCACGGAAAACCGUGCUUCUUCACUAAACAAAAUUAAGCAAAGAAAAACUUUUACCGCGAGUCACCAGAAAUGGCAGCACCGAAGAAACGCAAAAUAGCGAGUGAGUGUGGAAGAUUUCAAACACGGUGGGAAAAUGAAUAUUUUUUCAAAGAAAUCAACGGAAAGUGUGUCUGUUUGAUUUGCAAUGAAGAUGUUGCUGUGAUGAAAGAGUAUAAUGUCCGUCGGCACUAUGAGACCAAACAUCAGAGCUACACAUCGUACACCGGUGCCGAACGAACACAGAAAGUCAAGCAAAUGGCGGCUAGCCUGCAAGCUCAACAACAAACAUUUUUUCGUAGUAACAAAAUACAGGAAAACGCCACAACAGCAAGCUAUGAAGUCACUAAACUUAUUGCCCAGCACAGCAAACCGUUCUCAGACGGUGAUUUCAUAAAGCAGUGCCUCAUCAAAGUCACAGAAAUAAUGUGCCCGGUAAAAGUGCAGGAUUUCAACAGCGUGAGCUUAUCCAGAAAUACAGUGGCGCGGAGAAUCGAGGACUUGUCAGCUAACUUGAAACUUCAGCUGAGAGACAAAGCUUGUGCUUUUGAUUUUUACUCGAUAGCAUGCGACGAGAGCACAGAUGCCACAGACACCGCGCAGCUGUUAAUUUUUUUGCAGGAAGUAGAUGAUAAUUUUUGCUGUACGGAGGAACUGCUUGAUAUGAUGAGCCUAAAAGGCACAACGACGGGUAGAGAUAUUUUUGAAGCUGUGUCAGAGGCAGUUGAAUAGAUGGGGCUUAAAUGGGACAAGCUCUGUGGAGUAACAACGGAUGGAGCUCCGGCCAUGAUGGGCGAGCGCAAAGGAAUGGCAUCGAUGGUGUGCGCCAAGGUAAAAGAGAGCGGAGGUGAGGCUGUUAGGAUGCACUGUAUAAUCCACCAAGAAGCACUGUGUGCCAAGACUGUGCAGCUGGGCGAUGUGAUGAAAACUGUUGUAAAAACUGUCAACAUAAUUCGAGCUAGAGGACUGUACCACAGAGAAUUUCAAGCUUUCCUAUCUGAUGUGGAUGCUGAAUACGGGGAUGUACUCUACCACUCUGAUAUGCGCUGGCUCAGCCGCGGCUCUGUGCUGCAGCGGUUUUAUUCGCUGAGAUCAGAAAUCGACCAGUUUUUGAAAGAGAAGGGCCGACCUCUUCAUGAACUGAGUGACCCUCGGUGGCUGGCAGACCUGGCAUUUUUAGUUGAUCUUACUCAUCAUCUGAAUACACUGAACAAGAACCUACAAGGCAAAGAACAGCUGGUGCCACACCUGUAUGCACACAUGAAAGCCUUCUGUGUAAAGCUCUGCCUGUUUGAGACACAACUACGAAGCUUUAAUGCUGCACACUUCCCUGCACUGUCUGAAAUCAAGUCUGCUUUUCAAAAGGCCGACCUUCCUGCUAAAAAGGAGAAUAUGUGUCUGUGAUUGUAUCUCUCGUGACAGAAUUCAACCAGCGUUUCCAAGAUUUUUCUGUCAUUGAAAAACAAAUCAAGCUGUUCUCGACCCCCUUCCUGGUGGAUGCAGAAGAAGUGGAAGAGAGGCUGCAGUUAGAACUGAUUGAAAUGCAAUGUGAUGAUUCUCUGAAGUCAACAUCAGCUUCUCUCCCUCCCUGACUUCUAUCAGAGUUUGGAUAAUGCCAAGUUUCCUCUGAUGAGACGCCACGCAAAAAGAAUGAUGAGCCUGUUCGGCUCAACAUACAUAUGUGAACAAACAUUUUCUCUGUUUAAUCAGAACAAAAGCAGACUGAGAACCAGAAUGACUGAUAGCCAUCUCUGUGAAGUCCUUCGUGUCUCAACCACCAAACUUUCUCCUGACAUGUCAGCCAUCCUUCAAUCCAAAGAACAGCAUCACUGCUACCACUGAGUGCAAUGUUCUUCACAUUAUAGGUGAGUUAGAAAUACACACAGUAUUCAUGUGUCAAUAUGUCACCUCUAGUGUGUGGCCCGGCCUUUUGUUUAUUUUUCUGUAUUUGGCUCUCACUAAAAAAACUUUGGACACCCCUGGCUUAGGCUGUUGGAUAUUUACCCUUCCAGGAACUAAUCCAACUCAUGUGGUCAAUCCAAUGGCAGGCCAUGAAGGAAGCUAACACCUUGGGUAAGGAGUGACCCAGCAUCCGUUCCUGAGAAAUAUAUUCAGUAAACCCUCUCCAUCCACGAGAGAUAGUUCUUGAAAACGCUCGCGAAUCCAGAAUUACAAAAUGCAGAAACUUUGCUCCAAUGGGGAAAAUUGGGUUACGAUCCUGGUACGAGUGAACAUUAUGGGUGGCUCUUGGAGGUGGCUGAGGAGUUCAAUUGUGGAUCCGCAGAUCUUUCGGCAUUUGGGGCACGCGGUCCCAGAUGGGAGUAGCAUCUGCAGUGCCGGGUCAGCUUCCUUUUCCUUUAUUUUUGUCACGGCGAUCCACUUUGGUAGAGACGUUGGGUCGGCGCUGCUGCUGGAUGCAGCUCCCAGGGUCACUCCACCCCUGGCCACGCCUACUCUUUCGAACCUUCUGGAGGGACUCCGACUAUUGCGUAAUCCCCCAGCCCCCACUGGGGGCCUGGGGUGUGUUCCUCCGGUUCCCAACCGCCCUCUGGGUUCCCUGGCCUAACGGCGUUACUUCGUACAGGACGGACUCGCUGUUGCACCCCCUGUUGACCCGUGGCUGACGAUACACCAGGUAAGUAGUGGUAACCCCGUGUAACGAACACAAUACCCACUUCAAAUAAAUUAAUGAUAAGCGCACAAGAUGAGAUGUUAUCACUAUGUACCUUCUGUAAACGGUCUGAGAUGUAUCUCUUAACCAUUUUAUUUUACCGUCUAAAUGUUUUCAUUGCUCAAGUCUUGUAAGUAGAUUAUCAUGGUUAACGGUAUUAAAGGCGUUUGACAAUUCGAUGAAUAGCGCAAAGCAGUUGUGGCCUUUAUCCAGGUUACUGAAAAUAAAUGCACUACAUCCAUCAUUGCUGUGGUGGUGCAGCUAUCUUCAAACAAAAACCAGACUUUACUGUGAAGGCGAUUGUGACUUUUCAGCUAGCACCAUGCUACUAUAAUUAUUAGGGUCUUUUUUGGAGCAAUUUUUAUAAAGUGGACGAAUAAGAGAGGAUUUACACUCGACCAUAAAUGUAUCUUUGAUAAGUAAGAGGUUCAAAUGUGUGUGAGGGGUUUAUAAAAGAGACCUGCCACAGCCACAAGUGCAAAUACAGGCAACUCGUCUUCACCCGUGGAUGAUGAUGCCUUAAUUGAUGCCAGCUUAUGCAAUACAUCCAGUUCAGGUAUGGGACGAAACAAGAAUUAUGAAUGAUGACUCUCACGAACAUUUUUAGGGUUGAUGUGUGAAGAAGAAGAAGUGAGUGAUGUGAACAGUGCUGUAUUUGGAUACAUUUUACCCUGGUGUGUUUUGUCAAAGAUAUGCCCUGCUGAUCCAAAAUGAGAAUUAAAUCCAUUGACAAUU
Molecule: messenger RNA, 7750 nt
Organism: Petromyzon marinus (sea lamprey)
Lineage: Eukaryota; Metazoa; Chordata; Hyperoartia; Petromyzontiformes; Petromyzontidae
Source: RefSeq, a predicted model, not a curated record